This is a messenger RNA of Clupea harengus (Atlantic herring), 2380 nucleotides long. It is a transcript of the gene card9, whose product is annotated as caspase recruitment domain family, member 9. Gene Ontology annotation, biological process: regulation of apoptotic process; positive regulation of canonical NF-kappaB signal transduction. Gene Ontology annotation, molecular function: CARD domain binding. The record is from RefSeq and is a predicted model, not a curated record. Lineage: Eukaryota; Metazoa; Chordata; Actinopteri; Clupeiformes; Clupeidae. Gene Ontology annotation, cellular component: cytoplasm.
UGGGGUUGCACAAGGGAGCUACCAUCUAAUGCUGGUUUAUUGGAGGUAAAUAAUAAUAUUAGUCAACUUUGCUUCAGCCUGGCCAUCUAUGAAUUGCUUUUGAACCAAAAAUUCCCUUUUAGUCUUUGUUAAGAUUAGGUUGGCAUCAAAAAACACACAGUGAUGGUCAGAGAUAGGUAUUUCAAAUACUGAAACAUUAUCAAUGUUUAACCCUGUUGUUAUUACUAAGUCUACAGUGUUACCAUGUUGAUGUGUGUCUUCAUUUACAUGUUGGGUAAGUUCAAAGUUGUGAUGACAUUAAUAUACUGUAUAUUGCCAUCCUGAUGCAGUCUGUUGGCUAUCUUACAGCUGGCCAUAAAAAAAAGUUCUGAUGGCUUUUUCUUAAUGGAUAAAAUAUACUCACAUAUUCCAUAUUUUAUAGCAUUGACAGAACAGAACAAGUCAAGCAGGUCUCACUCAGAAGACUACAUUGUUAAAGCUUUGAGUCCAUCUGUUGAAUAAAGGGAAAUGUGAAAAACGGAAAUAACCAUUUAAAGGGAAGUCCACUCUUGCUCAAUAAAACAUGCUUUCCUCUUUUGGGGCCUCAACUCUUCUGAACUGACGCUGAACAGCACAGACAGCACAAAGCCCUCGCACCAGAGAGAGCACUGUUCUGGUGGUACCGCGAGCAUGACGGACGAUAUGAGUGUUUUGGACCUGGAUGAGGACUGCUGGUCUCAGCUUGAAGACUACAGGCUUCUGCUCAUCAAGACCAUCGAGCCAACGCGAAUAACGCCGUACCUGCGCCAGUGCCGGGUCCUGAGCAGCGAGGACGAGGAGCAGAUCUAUAACGAUCCCAGUCUUGUUAUCCGAAGACGAAAAGUUGGUGUGUUGCUAGAUAUUCUCCAAAGAACUGGCAUAAAGGGAUACACAGCAUUUCUUGAGAGCCUGGAGUUGGACUAUCCUCAACUGUAUCAAAAGAUCACUGGGAAGGAGCCUGCACGCGUCUUUUCCAUACUAGUGGACACGGUAGGUGAGUCUGGCCUGACGCAGUACUUGAUGAGCGAGGUGACGCGCCUGCAGAAGCAGGUGGAGGAGGAGCACCGGCGGCUGCAGGAGGCGUCCAAGCGCGUGGCGACACUCGACGACACCGUGAGGCAGCAGGAGGUGCGAGAGCGGGAGCUCCAGAAGCAGCAGGAGCGCGUGCGCCGCCUACGGGAGGACCGCGACCGACUGUGGGACGAGGCCCGCCAACUCAAGGACGAGAACUACAGUCUAAUGCACGACCUCACCAGAUUGAGCGAGGAGAAGAACAGCGCGCUCAUGAGCAACCGCGACCUGCAGCUGAGUAUUGAAAAGCUUAAGCACAGCUUGAUGAAUGCUGAAAGCGACUCCAAGAUCCAGCGCAAGCGUACCAUCACACUUAAAAACGCCAUUGAGCUGAGGCCCAGCCCCGACACAAUCUGGAAGCUGCAGACACAGAAUGACCUUCUCACAGCACGCAUUCAAGAGCUGGAAGAUUCCAGACAAGUUGAACAUGAACCGCCAGAACCCGACGAACAAGAGAUUAGUCGUCAAGUAAUGGAAGACUACAAGCAGCACGCCUGCACUCAAUACCAAGAACUUGUGAACAGCCUCAACACAUUACGCAGAGAACUUCAGGAGGCGGAACAGCUACGCAGCAAGUACUUAGAGGAGAAGGAGGUUCUUGAGCUGAAGUGUACUAUGUUGAGGAAAGACUCCAAGAUGUACCAUGAUCGCAUGGAAGACAUUUUGAAGCAGAUGGAACAAGUCAUUAAUGAGAGGAAUAAGGCUAUGUCGACCAGAGAGGAAUACCACAAGGAGAUUUCCCAGAGCCUCCAGGAAAAGGAUGAGUAUCGCAAGCAGAUCCGUGAGCUGGGGGAGAGAUGUGACGAGGUGCAGGUCCAGCUCCUGCGCGCCCAGGGAAAGGUUCUGUCCUUACAGACCCAGCUGCGACGACAGAACUGCCCCUACCAGGCAUCAGACGUUGAGGAUAGUUCCUUGGCAAGUUCUUAUGAGCUGAGAAGCCAGACCAGUGAGGAAGAGUGCCUAACUAAAGCCAAAAAGGAGUCGCAGAGUCAGGCAUCAGGGGAACGUAAUGUUUGCGGGGCGAUUCCAGACGGUGGUGGUGGUCUUCCUUCAGACAAGAGCACAAAUGAAGACACGGAGAAGAUUUUAAAAGAAGAUGAACUGCCAACGAGCUGCAGACCAAGGGCAAAUUUUUACUACAGAAGAAAGCGCGCUCUUAGGACAAAAACUGCAGCCAAAGUAAAUGCUCCGUGUGAGCUGGACAACACCAGCGGGAGCGACAACACAGACACGGAUGGCUUGUGAUAUUAAAGAGUGGGACACACACACACACACACACACUACACACACU